This is a messenger RNA of Ctenocephalides felis (cat flea), 612 nucleotides long. RefSeq names its product protein JTB-like. The coding region runs from base 166 to 612 and encodes 148 amino acids. NCBI's taxonomy places the organism in Eukaryota, Metazoa, Arthropoda, Insecta, Siphonaptera, Pulicidae. The transcript has 3 exons. Gene Ontology annotation, cellular component: midbody; cytoplasm; spindle. Gene Ontology annotation, biological process: mitotic cytokinesis. The record is from RefSeq and is a predicted model, not a curated record.
AUUUAGAUUCAGUUGCGUGAAAAUAACCUGUUAACUGUAUGAACGAUAAUUAAGAAAUUAAAUGUCAGAAAUCAGCAUGUGCCACAAAUUCCAAUAUAUAAUUGAUAAAGCAACAGAUUCUAUGUAUUUUGAGUGAACAUUUGGAAAAAAUAUUCAUAAAUAAAGAUGAUAGAAUCAUGCCCUAAAAGGCAUAUGUUAUUGGGCAUAACAUCUUUAGCCGUAUUGACAAUAGUUGUCCUAAUUGUGGAAUCUCGAUGGACACCACCACGAACUAAACAAUUUCCAAUAGAAAAUAAUUCUACAUGCUGGUUAAAAGAGGAUUAUGAAGUUAUACAAGACUGCCAUCCAUGCACAGAAUUGGAAAUAAAGAGUAGAUCUAUAGGAGUUUGCAUUCACACUCAUAAUAAAGAACUCCUUCGCUGUGCAAGUGGUGAAACUGUUACUAGAAGUUGCGAUAGAGUAGCUUGGCUGGACGAAAGGAAUUUCUGGGCAUUUGAAGCUUUGAUGUUCGUUUCUGCAUUUAUAACUUGUUUAAUUUCAAGUUCAAGGCGGCAUACUUUAGAUCGAAGAGCAUUACAGAGGGUUCAAAGACAAUUAGCACAAAGUGUUUAA